AUGUUAACUCGAUCAUCUGCAGCUUCGCGUUUAUCUCCGACUUUAAACGAACAAAUUGAAAAGCGUCGACGUUCAACAAUAACAACAAAUGAUGAUCAACAACAGAAUGAUAAUUCAUCAUCAUCAUCAUCAUCACAAGCUAAACCAUUAAAGAAACGUUGGUUAGCUCAUCAUAAUGUUGAUCAAGAACAACAAUUAAAUAACACAAAUAUUCAAGAUAAUUUAUCGUCAAUAAAUAAUUUAAUAAAUGAGUAUAAUUUUCAAGAUUGGCAAACAAUAACAGUUCUCGUACGAAUAGGAAAUAAUCAAUCAAAUGAAUAUGUAUCAGGUACAAUAGUUGAUAUACCAAAAAAUGGUCAUUUAACUGUUGCACCAUCAAUUGUACAUGAUAAUUUAUUUCCAAAUAAAGUUCAAAUAAAUUUAUUUGAAGAUCUUUUUGGAAUAUUAUCUGAUAAUGCUCCACCGAUACGAGAAUUAAUUGAAGGCAAGCAUGUUUUAUGUCGAAGACAACAAAUAGAAUCAGAAACAAAUUUCAAAUAUGCAACUUAUCAAUCUGGAAUUAUUGUUGAAAAAACAAAUGAUGCAAAAUUUAAUAUUUCAUUUGAUAACCAACAAGAUACCGUAUGUGUACCAAGACAAUCAAUAAGAUUAUUUUUACCGCCGUGGCAUGAUGAAAUUCCUGUUGAUUGGAAUGCUGCACUUGAUGCUAAAUCUUUGUUUAAAUCGAGCAAUACAUCUGAAAUUAAUCAUCAACACGGUUGUUGUGGCAGUCCAUCUCCACGUGAAUCAUCUGUAUCAUCAAAUGAUAGUUUACAAUCAACAAAUAUUAAUAUAAAUGAAUCGAAUAAAGUAAUAACAAGUGAUUCUUUGAUAAAAGAAACAACCUCAACAAUAAAUUCAAAUUUUACAUUAAAUAAUAACAAUACAAAUGAUAUUCCAACAACAAUUUAUAAUCAAAUAACUUAUCGUAAAGGUGAUGUUAUGACAUCGACACAAUCCCAAAUUCGAAAAAAAUUUAACGGAAAACAAUGGCGUCGCCUUUGUUCAAAAGAUGGUUGUCCAAGAGAAUCUCAAAGACGUGGUCUUUGUUCAAGACAUUUAUCACAAAAAGGAAGACAAGAACAUAAUGCUCAAACGACACUCAGCUUUGAUAGAAUUCAUUCUCAGCCAUCAAUUAUUCCAUUAACUACAAAUAAUUCAUCAAUCCAUCAUGGUUAUUAUUCUGCACCACAAUCAAGAACAACAACACCACUAUUUUUCUCACAAUCACCAAGAUUUCUAUUGCAACAAAAUUCGUUUCAAAAUGAAGUUUUCGAUUCAAAUAGUUAUCCAUCAGCUCCACGUUCAACGACAUCAGAAAUCUCAACAAAUGAAUCGUCUCAAGUAAAUCCAAUUCGAACAGUUAAUUGGCCAGACAUUUUACCUAAGAUAACAAUUAAUCUUGAUCAAAGUCCCUUUGAUCCGAUGUCAACAAAUCAAACACAAGACGAUGAAAAUAAUAAUUCUUCAAAUCCUGAUGAAAAUCCAAUGAAGGAGGACGAUUCAAAUGGAAAUUCAAAUUCAAAUUCAAAUUCAAAUAAUAAUAAAAAUGACAAUGAAAAUAAGUCAUCUUAUAAUGGUGAUUAUCAAUCAUUGAGAAAUGUUUCUCUGUCACCAUCUAAAGAAAAACACAUUCGUCGUCCAAUGAAUUCAUUCAUGUUAUUUUCUCAAGAGCAGCGUGGAAAAAUUCAUUUAGCAAAUCCUAAUCGGGACAAUAGAAAUGUUUCAAAAAUUUUAGGUGAAAAAUGGUAUUCAUUAUCAGCACAAGAACAAGAACAAUAUAGAAUACGUGCUAAACAAUUAAGAUAUGAACAUUCAAAACAAAAUCCUUCAUUUAAAUGGACAAAUCAAUUAAAUAAUUUAGAUAAUCAAAUUAAUUCAAAAGAUGAACAAGAACAAUGUAGAAGAUCAGCUAGAUUACAAUCACAAUCCAAUCAAGACAAAAAUACAUCACCGUCUUGCGAUAGAUUACAAGCUUUCGCUCAAAUUUGUACAAAUAUGCCAAAAUUGACCGAAGAAUCAACACAACGUUUUUCUCCAAUCACAAAACCGUCAACAGAUAAUAAUGCAACAUUAACAAAUCUUAUAGCACCUGUUCCUAUUCAUGGAAAUUCAACUCCAACAUUAAUUGUAAAUCAAAAUUCGUCAGAGUUUAAUACAAAUGUUAAUUAUAGCAAUGAAAUGGAUACAUCUCAAAAUGGAAUCUUUCAAUAUCGUAAUACUGCUUUUCGUGUUCAUCCAUCUUGUAAUUCAAAUAAUGAUGAAAGGAAAAGUCAUUCAUUAUCAAGUUCUCCUAAUUUAAAAACUGAAAAUUCUUCAUCAAUAUUAACUGAAAAUGACAAAUAUCGAACAAUUGUGUCAAUGUUAAUUAAUCAACGUAAAGCAAAUCUUAGUCUUGAGCAACAAUUAAAAUAUUUACAAUCAACAACGAAUCAUAUAACUAAAGUCACAGCAUCUCAAUCACCACCAACCACGUAUUCAGCUUUAUCAACUGAAUCGAACAGUAAUCAUAAUUUAAUUAAUGAUUUUAGCGAUCGUUUCAAUUCAAACCGAUCAUUUGCAAUUAAACCAUUUUCAAUCAAUGAACAUCAACAAAGAAAUUUUAUUUUUAACAAUUCUCAAAAUCAUUUUAUAACACGUUCAAUUGCAUCAUUAUCAUCGUCGUCAUCAUCGAGUAAUUCAACAGGUUAUUCAAGUGGUUCAUCAUCAUCAGCGUCUUCGCUUGAUAGUAGUAGUACAAUAUUAUCAGCGUAUAGCUCACGUUCAAAUAGUUCAUUAUCUGAACGAAGUAAAACAUCUCCAACACCAUUGAAACAAAUUUCAAUACAAUAUUUACCAACAAUCAAUGAAUCCAGUAUUCAUUGUCCGACAGCAGCUGAUGAUGAAGUUACACAAUUGACUUCACUUAAUGAAAAUAAAUAUCAAUCAAAUAGUGUAUUACAACAGUUUCCAUUACCACCAACCUCUGAUCAAUUAGAUACUGUUCAGAGUAAAUCUUUAACAAAAAGACGAAAAACUAUUACUUUAGAGUUUGUUCAACGUCCAACAACUCGAUCUCAAAGUAUAAGUGAACGUGUCAGCACAAAUAGCUGUACUAGUAUUAAUAGUGAAUCAUGUUCUAUUGUCACACGUAAACGAAAAGCAUCAAUUGCUAAUGAACAAACUGAAAGUGAAAUAAAACGCACAACAACUGAUUAUAUUAAACAAUUAGAUGAAAUGAAAAAUCAAUAUAUAAAAGCAAACUCAAAUCGUCAAACAAAUUCUUCAACUCCUUCAAAUAAUCAAGCAAUAAAUAAAAAUCAAUUAGCAUCAAGAUUAAGAGUUAUUGAUUUUUUAAAAGAUCAACUUUACCCCACCGAUUCGGCAAUAUUAUCUUUUCAAAUAGCAAAUCAAGAGCUAUUUCCAAAGAGACGCUUAUUAAACCAACGUAUUCGAGAAAUUCGUCAAAAAUUGAUGAGUCAUUUGAAUCAACAACAAACAUUACGUGAACACUUAUCAUAA
Molecule: messenger RNA, 3540 nt
Organism: Rotaria socialis
Lineage: Eukaryota; Metazoa; Rotifera; Eurotatoria; Philodinida; Philodinidae
Source: the annotation of a GenBank genome assembly